Leptidea sinapis is the source of this 1096-nucleotide messenger RNA. Its product is annotated as retinol dehydrogenase 11-like. NCBI's taxonomy places the organism in Eukaryota, Metazoa, Arthropoda, Insecta, Lepidoptera, Pieridae. Bases 94 to 1038 code for a protein of 314 amino acids. The transcript has a single exon. The record is from RefSeq and is a predicted model, not a curated record.
AGGCCACAGCCGGAUCUUAUCACGCGAACAAAUAUUACACAAACAGUCUUAUAAAUAUUUUAUAAACUUUGCGCUAUUGACACUGCAAGUAAUAUGUGGCUAGUGUCCAUUUUAAUAAUUAUCAUUAUAAUUUUAUCGUUUUAUAUUUAUAACCUAGCAACUCGUGGGAUAUGUACAAACAGUACGCAUUUAGUGGGAAAAGUUGUUAUUGUGACUGGUGCUAAUUCUGGAAUUGGAUUUGAAAUAGCAAAAGAUGCAGCAGAAAGAGGAGCACGGGUUAUCCUCGCUUGCAGAAAUGAGCAAAAGAGUAUAGAAGCAGUUGAUAAUAUUAAGAAAUCAACAAAAAACCAAGAUGUGUUCUAUUAUCAUUUGGAUCUCGCUUCCUUCGCGUCAAUCAGGAAAUUCGCUGGCAUCGUAAUUGAGACAGAGAAAAGAUUGGACAUUCUUAUCAAUAAUGCAGGAACAUUGACGGGAGCAAACGACGCAACAGAAGAUGGAUAUUCGUUAAUAAUGCAAACAAAUCACCUUGGUCCAUUUAUCCUGACAAAGCUAUUAAUUCCUCUACUGAAAACAAGUGCGCCAAGCCGUGUAAUAAUUACAGCUUCGGCUAUGCACAGAAUGGUGAGUGUUAAUGCUGAAGACAUGAGCAGAAAGCCGAACAGUCGAACUUUAAUUAACGCUAUAGUUUAUUUUAAAUCUAAACUUUGUAAUAUUCUAAUGACUUUUGAAUUAGAUCGUCGAUUAAAAGGUACAGGUGUUACUGUAAACUGUUUCGAUCCUGGUGUUGUUUACACUCCAAUGAUUCAUUAUAUUGAUUAUAAGUUAAUACGAUACGUAUUAAUUCUGUUUAGAUCAUUUUAUAAGAAGCCUUGGGAAGGUGCACAGACUUGUAUAUAUUUAGCGGUGUCUCCCGAUGUUGAGAAUGUUAGCGGGUGUUAUUUUAAGGAUUGCAAAAUUUCUAAGGCAAGUAAAACUGCGCAUGAUUUAGAGUUGGCUCAAACCAUUUGGAAUGAGUCUGAGAAAUGUGUUAAUUUGUAAGUCGUUAUGAUACUAAAUAGUGACGUAGAUACAUUAUUAAAGAGUUUAAUCACACAAA